Messenger RNA from Fragaria vesca subsp. vesca, 905 nucleotides. RefSeq lists its product as uncharacterized. Gene Ontology annotation, biological process: anther wall tapetum development. The transcript has 2 exons. NCBI's taxonomy places the organism in Eukaryota, Viridiplantae, Streptophyta, Magnoliopsida, Rosales, Rosaceae. Bases 125 to 460 code for a protein of 111 amino acids. The record is from RefSeq and is a predicted model, not a curated record. Gene Ontology annotation, cellular component: signal peptidase complex; endoplasmic reticulum membrane.
CCUCCACAUCACUAGCACCACCACCAUCAUCGAUCGCCGUCAUCGCCCAUCUUCUUCUUCAGCAUUCUCCAUUAGCUUGUCGCUUUCUCACCAGACCCUCUGAGCUUGCUGCUAGUACACCUUCAUGGCCAACCACGCCGUUUUCAGGUCGUCUCUGGUUUGUUUAGCCCUAGUUGUAGUGGUGGUUGGGAUUUGCACGCAGUCUUUCAGGAAGAUGAUGGUGACGUACCUGGUUGGUGUGGUCGGGAUUGGGGGUGUGCUUUUGCCGGAUUGGGCUUACUUUGACCGGGACUUUUCGCGGUGGGGUACUCCGGUUUCGGUUGAGGAAAGAGCCUCUGCGAAUGCAACUGCUGAAAGAUCUGGAUUUGCAAGAUUGAAAAGGUAUCCUAUGCGAUUGGCUGCUUAUGCCACAAUUUAUGGAUUUGCUCUGUACAACUGGUGGGGGUUUGUGUCAAGUUAGUGAAGAUCAAUGGUUUUAGGGGCACCUAAUUUCUAGUUCUUCAGUGUGUAAGAAAGAUACAUUGUAUGAAUUUGUGAUAGUUCUAGCUACCACACUAGUGAGCAGUAUACAAAUUGUGAAUCUUCGUACCGUUGGAUCAGGUGACAAGAGGGAUGAGAAGACAGAUCAAACAGUAGUAGAAAUCAUGAAGUAUACCAUACAUGCACUAGCUAGUAGCGACGGUUUCUGAAGAUCAUUAUUGGAUAGUUUCAAGUUUUCAACCACAUUGUUUGUAACUGGAAUGAAUUACUACAUGUAUCAUUCAGUAAAAAUCGAGCAGUAGAUCGAAUGAAAAUGGAGGAGAAAUAGGAAGAACAAUACAUUGUCUUCUCCAUAUAUGAUACAUUUUUUGUUGUUGUUGAUUUUAUAUAUGAGAAAUUUUAAAUACACACCCCUUAUUUAAUAC